AUGGAUUCAAUGCAGGAGAAGGAGGUCAAGCAUAUUGGGGGCAGAGUGGAUGAUGCACAACAUGAAGAUACUGAUCGCCAAAGCCAAGAGUCGACCGUGAAGCAAGAUAUGACCAUUGAGCAUGGACAUCCAGCCCCCGAUGGCGGAUAUGGCUGGGUGGUCGUGGCUUGUGUGUUCUGGCUGCAAGUCAAUACGUGGGGUAUCAAUGGGAGCUAUGGGAUCUUUCUGUCCCACUAUAUGACCAACAAUGUAUUUCCGGGGACCAGUGCCUUCGCCUACUCCAUGGUGGGCGGCUUAUCGAUUGGCUGCGCAUACCUGAUGGCCCCAUUUACCGUCUACUUGAUCCGCACGCACGGCACUCAUGCCACCCUGAUUGGGGGCAUCAUCAUCCAGAGCGGAGGCUUGAUUGCGGCCUCCUUCGCCACAAAGAUCUGGCAGCUCUUCCUAGCACAGGGUGUCUGUUUCGGCACCGGCAUGGGCGUCAUCUAUAUGACGUACCUGGGCAUCCCGGCACAGUGGUUUGAGCGCAAACGCAGCAUCGCAAACGCGAUCCCCGCCGCCGGAGCGGGGACGGGCGGGAUCAUCUACUCGCUGGCGAUCCAGUCGAUGAUCGAGAACAUCGGGCUGGGGUGGACGUACCGCACGCUGGCGCUGGUGUCGCUCACGGCGAACCUGGUGAGCGCGGCGUUCCUGCGCGACCGCCACAAGGCGACGGCGAGCCGGCACACGGCGUUCCAGCUCCCCUUGCUCCGGCGGGCGGAGUUCGUGCUGCUGCUGGGGUGGGCGAUCUUCAGCACGCUCGGGUUCGUCGCGGUCAACUUCAGCCUGCCGAACUUCGCCGUCUCGAUCGGGCUGUCGUCGCACCAGAGCAGUGUGGUCGGCGCGCUGCAUAACCUGGGCCAGGGGGUCGGGCGGCCGCUGAUUGGGCUGCUGAGCGAUCGCUGGGGCCGGCUGAACGUCGCGUCCGUGCUGUCAUUGGUGUGCGCGGGUUUCUGCUUCGCGAUCUGGAUCCCCGCCCAGGAUAUGGCGGUCGUCUCGGCCUUCGCAACGAUCGGGGGCAUGGUGUCGGGUACCUUUUUCGCCACGGUGGCCCCCGUGAUCGUCGAGGUGAUUGGGCUGCAAGACCUGCCGGGCGCGCUGAGCAUCCUCUGGCUCGUUCUGAUCUCGCCCGGGGCGUUUGGCGAGGCGAUCGCGCAGGCGCUGCGGCGGCCGGCAUGGGGCACGGCGGCCUACCAGCCGGUGCAGGUCUUCUCGGGGAUCCUCUACAUCGCGGCGGCGCUGUGUUUGUGGUUUGUGCGAGGGUGGAAGGUCCAACAGAAGCUGCAAGAGGAAAGUGAACAGGCGAGUCGAGACAAAAAUCUCACCGAUGUGGUGGGCACAAAGUGUUGUUUUGGUGGUGUUGGACCAAAAGAUUGGGCAUACUUGAAUUGUGAAAAGCAACAACUGGUGGUUUCUUACUUUUUUGUGAUGCACACCGAAAGAACUGAGACGAAGAGGAGCCAAAAACAACACUACCCGCAAGCUACUACUACUACUACUACUACUACUACUACUACUACUACUACUACUACUACUACUACUACUACUACUACUACUACUACUACUACUAUUACUGCUACAUCAUCAAUAACCACAACAAUGCUCCCGCAACAACAACUGCCAAUCCCAUACAUUGUGCCUCCCCAUCUGGAGGAAUACAACAUUCCGCUGUCCGCGUUCGCGGCCGCCCGUCCUCAGUUCCACAACAUCGUCGGCGGUGCGUUCAUCUUCUCGACCACCGUGCCGGACGCCGUGACUUCGAUUACUACAUCUGCUUCUGCUCCUACAACUAGCUCAAAAAGAGCAGCGCAGGGGACGACAGCAUUCAUGACGACAGCAUCCACACCUCCGCCUCCGCCUGUAUCAGCAUCCUCCUCCCCCUCCCCCUCCCCCUCAUCACCCACCCCAGCAACAGCAGCAACAGCAGCAGCAACACAAUCCCCACAGACCCCGACUUCCUCCUCCUCCUCAUCCACUACAUCAUCCACAACCUCCACCCCCGCAACAACCCCCGGCACGACCCCGGCCGACCACCAGCCCCACCCCCCUCUCUCACCCGAUGAGGUCCCCGAACCCGAGCCCAAAACCCUCCUCCUCCAACGCAGCAUCACAGACUCCUACCCCGGCCACUGGGAGAACCCGGGCGGGCUGAUCGACCCCGUCCGCGACGCCACCGUGCUGGCGGGCGUGGCGCGCGAGGUCCGCGAGGAGACGGGGUUCCACGUGUCGCGGUUCGUGGAUCUGGUCUGCGUCGACGAGUGGACCAAGAUGAAGCGCGGUGUGCUGCUGCAGGAGACCAAGGUGACGUUUCUGGUGGAGGUGCGGGAGGCCGUCGCGGCGGGCUGGGAGGCAACCGUGAAACUGGCGGAGGGGGAGCAUCAGGCUUUUGUGUGGGUCGGGGAAGGAGAGGUGCGUGGGGUGGUGAGGGACAAGGGGAGGAAGAGGAAGGCGAGUGGCGGGGCUGGCAGGUUGGGGGUGGGGUUUAUUAAUGAGCAAGGGGGGAAUGUGCUUAGAGGGUUUGAGUUGGUGAGGGGGUUGAGGGGGUGUUGA
Molecule: messenger RNA, 2589 nt
Organism: Aspergillus fijiensis CBS 313.89
Lineage: Eukaryota; Fungi; Ascomycota; Eurotiomycetes; Eurotiales; Aspergillaceae
Product: MFS general substrate transporter
Exons: 5
Coding region: 1-2589 (862 amino acids)
Biological process (GO): transmembrane transport
Molecular function (GO): transmembrane transporter activity
Source: RefSeq, a predicted model, not a curated record